UUUUAGCUCGCUUCUGUCUGUCUGUUCUCAGAAAUUUUUUGAUUUACUCGUUAUUUUUUUUCUCUAUAUAAAUUUAAAAAUUCAGAAUAUGUCUACAUCAGCACUGCCGGAUGGGUGGAAACGAGAGGAAGUUAAACGUACUAAUGGAUUGACCAUCAAAACAGAUGUUAUCUAUGUCAGUCCUGAAGGACAACGUAUCAAAUCAAAAGCGGAGCUAGCCAAAUAUCUUGGCCAAACAAUCGAUUUAUCGUCAUUUGAUUAUCGUUCGGGCAAGAUUAAUCCAUUGCUAUUACGAAAAAGUAAAAGAUCCUAUGGUGUACAUGAUCAUCGUGCACUAAAACAUGAUCCAACUACGAUAAAUCCAGUUCGACAAACGAAUCCUUUUUUCAAACAUCCAGUUACCAUCGUGAGGACAAAUACCAGCAAUUCUAAAGUAUUAAAUCUACAACAUAUUAAAGAGAUACGUCGUAAGCAUAAUCUAAGCUUUAAUGAACCGAAAUCCGAUAACAACAAUGAACGACCUUUUCAAAUGUUUUGGCCACGAAGAUUGGAAGGACAACGAGCAUCGAAUCAUGCACUUGAACGUCUUGACGAUUUUCAAUUACCACCAAAUAUUCGAACAUUCAAUUCAACAUUGGCUAAUAACGAAGACAUUUUCCGUACAAUAACCGCUAAUCUAUACAAUGAUCAGCGAGCUAUUCGUGGUCAAGAACGUAAAAUUAUUAAUCGUAUUCGUCGUGAAAUGGAUGAAGAGGAUGUAAUGAGAAAUCUAUUGGCAUUCAUUAAUCCACAUCAACCAUUAUCACAUACGAUUACAAUUACCGAUCAGGACAUAAUACAACAGGAAGAAGUGGUACGAAAAUAUCGUCGAAAAUUACGCGAUGCAAUCAAUCGAUAAUAAAAAAAAAUAAGAAAAACAACAAACCACCCAUAUAAACUAAAUGUUGUAUAAAAAAUUAUUUUUUACUUCAUUGUAAAUGUAAAUAUAAAUGUAUGUACCCUACAAACAUUUGUAGUAAAGACAAAUUAUCAUUUCAGAAAAAAAACAACACAAAAAAAUCCAAUCAAAAACACAUCUUAUUAUGAAUCUAACAAUUUUUUCUGGCUUUUAUUUAUCAAAUACAUUUUUUUCAGUCA
Molecule: messenger RNA, 1137 nt
Organism: Dermatophagoides farinae (American house dust mite)
Lineage: Eukaryota; Metazoa; Arthropoda; Arachnida; Sarcoptiformes; Pyroglyphidae
Gene: MBD-like
Product: methyl-CpG-binding domain protein 2
Biological process (GO): DNA methylation-dependent constitutive heterochromatin formation; negative regulation of transcription by RNA polymerase II
Cellular component (GO): nucleus
Molecular function (GO): methyl-CpG binding
Source: RefSeq, a predicted model, not a curated record